ACCAUCAAAAUGGCCAGGAGGCAACGUCAAGAAGCAAGAUCCCAGAAAGACUUCAUUUCCCUGGGUAGGGAUGGCCGGAGCUCUGCUGGCAGCACCCCUGACCGCCGCAGCAGGGACAGCGACCGCGACGACGACGAACCGGAUGAUUGCGAGCGAAGGAUUGAGUUUGCCCCGCGUGCGAAGAGCGUUCGAGAGAGGAUUGCGGAGAAACUAGGAAGCAGCGAUGAAAGUAAAUCUGACUCUGAGGAAGAGGAGCAGAAACUUUGGGAGGAGACUCAGAUUUUCAAGGGACUCAAAAGACGUCCAGGUGAACAGAGUCCUUCAGGCAGUGAAGCCAGCAACUGCAGCAGCAGCAGCAGAAGCCGGAGGAGAAACCAACACAGGCAGAAGAAGGCCGGCUUCAACUACCCAGAGAGCCUGCCGCCUGUCGGAGGCCUGAAACGGAGGCUUGAGGGAAAGCUGGAGUCGCUGAAGGAGGUGCACCGAGCGCGGCAGGCGAAGCUGAGGAGGAUGGAGGGGGAUGUGGAGAACGCCAGGAGCUCCAUGGAGAACGCCAGGAGCUCCAUGGAGAACCUGGAGGGCAGCGCCUCGGACAGGCAGCUCCGCUUCUACAGGGCCAUGACCUAGUACGCCAACAACC
This is a messenger RNA of Gadus morhua (Atlantic cod), 640 nucleotides long. Its product is annotated as GC-rich sequence DNA-binding factor 2-like. Gene Ontology annotation, biological process: mRNA splicing, via spliceosome. The transcript has a single exon. Gene Ontology annotation, cellular component: nucleus. The record is from RefSeq and is a predicted model, not a curated record. Gene Ontology annotation, molecular function: DNA binding. Lineage: Eukaryota; Metazoa; Chordata; Actinopteri; Gadiformes; Gadidae. The coding region runs from base 10 to 627 and encodes 205 amino acids.